This is a messenger RNA of Zeugodacus cucurbitae (melon fly), 1917 nucleotides long. RefSeq lists its product as uncharacterized. Bases 218 to 1759 code for a protein of 513 amino acids. Gene Ontology annotation, cellular component: cytoplasmic microtubule. The record is from RefSeq and is a predicted model, not a curated record. Lineage: Eukaryota; Metazoa; Arthropoda; Insecta; Diptera; Tephritidae. The transcript is spliced from 6 exons.
GGAGAAUGUCAACAAAUUGACACUGAGAUUCCACAAUUGCUGUCACACACAAAAAAGUCAAAAUCGUGGAACGUAAACUUCAAAAUUUUUCAAAUUUUAUUUUGAAAAUUUUUAUUUUUACAAUUCGUGAGAGAAAUAUUUAUUUUGUCUGAGUUUAUAACGCAGUAAAAGCAGUAAAACGGAGGGAAAUAAGCGAAGAAACGAGAGUAGCUCAUGCAUGAGCAACGGAGGAGUGGUAGAGACACGCAGUAAAAGUGCAAUUUCUGCGGCGUCAGUGAAACCCAUGGAAACAUUAAAGGGUAUUUUCAGUGUCCCCAAGAUGGAUCGUAAUCGUAGGAACUUCUUGCGGGAGAAUAAAUUGAGUUUACGUGAAUUACAACGAGUGACUAAUAAGAGUAAAAUGCAACAGCAGCAAGAACAACUGUUACGGGAACAAAAAUAUGCCGGACGCCGUUCGCAAUCUCAACAACGUAACAAUAAUAACAUAAUGGAUAAACAAACGUUGGCGCGUUGCCCUUCACUGACACGCGUUCCCAGUGGUCGUGUAAUGGGAGCUGCUGUUGCUGGCGAUUGUGCCAAUCAUAUUAGUAGACGUAGCGUUUCGCGUACAAAUAGCACAACAACAAUCAAAUCUGUACAUAAACAAGUGCAAACGGAAGAUAUACAAGACGAAGAAUUUCUUUAUGACGCUUUGAAACGUUGUACUGCCAAUGAAUGUCAUUCACGCUUUAAUGGUUUACAACCAAACUACACUCCGCGUUCACAACAUACUGUAAACGAUGCGCAGAGUCGAAACUCUUUUUAUCCACCAGCCGAACCGGACCAAAGGGACUUAGGGAAUGCAGAUGAACGUAUGUAUGCUAUGCACCAGCAGAUGGAGGAUCCAUACGUACAACGUGAGGAUACAAAUAAUUAUGUACAACAAUAUAACGGACAAACACAAGGUGAAGUACUCGGAGGUGGUGAUGCCGAUACGGUUCAUAAUGAAAAUGUUGAACGUUUGUAUGCACCCGAAUCAUCAUCAAAGUACAAUUUUGCACCGACGCCACGUUCACAACAACACUUCACCAAUGGUUAUAAUAUGGUAGAAAGCGAUGGAUUGCCAGCAACAACGACAAUGCAAGCAUCAUAUGAACCACCAGAUAAACAGCAACAACAACAGCAACAACCAUUGCGCUACCGUAUGCAACCACAUGUACAAGGUGAUUUACGUGCCAACUUCGAGAAUAUGUCUUUAAGUAAUGGUUAUGGCGGCGGUGGUGGUGGUGACUGUGGUAUUGAUAUUGAUGAAGAUUGUGGCGCCAUGGGAAAUAGCGGUGGUGUUGAGGCUGUUUCCAUAUCUGGUCGCAGUCGUCAUACCAACAUCUCACAUGCUUCACAGCAAAGCAAUACAGAUUUGACUAAGAAACGUUCUGGUGGUAGCAUACACAAAUUGGGUUCGCGUGAUAACAUAAGUCUGCCUCGUUAUUUGGAGCGUGAGAAACGUGAGAAAGAGGAACAACGCCAACGUCAAAGUGAACGUGACCCCAAUUGCCCGCCUGGUCAUUACCCGCUAUCGGAUAAGGAGCGUCAGGCAGCACUACAGUCAGCUGAAACCAGAUUCAAAGCACUUAUAAAUGAACUGAAUCGCAUGCCUAUGACAACGGAAACUUUACGUAUGCGUGUGCGCAAAGCCGAAAUCGAGAAAGAACUAAAACUGCUCGAAACCGAUAUACGCGUCUUUUCCAAGUCUAAGGUGUAUCUGAAGCAAAAGGAAUAGUACAUUUGGCAACAAAAAAGCAACAAAGAUACGUUUGAGCGAAAAUGUAUAUAUUUGAUUAAAGCCUGUGAGGCAAAAAAAAAAUGUAAAUGUAAAAAAUGUGCAAAAAAUAUACUUUAAGACAUUACGAUGACAUCAAUGUCAUUGCCCUAAACUAA